AUGGAUUUAAUCCCACACAUAACGAGAACGGGGUAUGAUGUCAGUACUCUUGUUGCUGCGCGAAAACUCCUUUUUGUGGGUGCUAUCAGUGUGUGCAUAGCGGUGCUAGGCCUUCUGUUAUGGUUUAAGGCUGAAAUGUUCAACAACGUGGGCCCGCAUCCAAGUAAUUGGGCGGGUUACGAUGCACUGAACUUUAUUGGUCUCUUUUCCUUCGGCGUGUUUUCUACACUGGGAGUUUCUCUACUGUACGUCGGGACAAGCACUCUCGCUUGCAUACAUGGUGGCAUUUUGGGUCUUAUUUUAAUGGGGAUGCUAGGUUUGGUGUUUGUCGUGUUAGGGGGUCUAGGAGCUGUGUGGGGAAGCGAGACCAUGCAGUGCCUUGCCGUUUUUUGCACCGGGAGCACUGCCUCGACGAACCGAGGUGGCCGUCCAGAAGCCGGCGUUGCAUUCCGUUCGGGUCUUGGUUUGGCAGCGUUCUUGUCCUUCGUUCCGAUCGGAGUUGUAAUCCUCUUUCAAGCCGCACGCCGUGUAUUCGGCGUUGACCCUUUUUGGACAGGCCACAAAGGCCGUCGAUUUGUCUCAGAUCGAUUCGCACCACUUUUGAGGUUCCUGUUCGCCGUCGCGUUCGUCUCGUUUUGGGCCGUUGUAUCACUUUAUAUGCCGAACUCCUUAGAAUCGUUUUUGCCUGUGCGCAUAGCAAGAAAUGCCAGGAUGCUCAGCUCGCACAACUACACCCUGUGCCGAACUGAGCCUCAUACAUACACUUGCCCGGAUCUGCCGUGGUCGUGGAUACGCACGAGAAAUUUGGUAAUAAAUGACGAGGUAGUGCUGAAGGCGUACCCAAGUAAUCUGAUAUUCUACGGUUACUUGUUCGUUAUACUACUUACCACUGCGUUGAUUCGUUCUUUCCGCUACGGGCGGAGGUUUCUCAAGCGGAGAUGCCCAGUGUUGCGUGAUUACACGUACGGCGAGGUGGGUUUUCUUUUUCUCACUUUUUCAAUGAUUGUGCUAUUUUUUUUGUACUGGAUCCAGGGUCAUAACUUUAAGCAGAGGUACACUGACAUCUCUAAUGACACGGUAUCAUCCGAGCGAUGGUAUCGUUCAAUGGGUCAGUUGGCCGUAGCUUUUCUCUCGCUUUCCAUAUUUCCCGUGAGUCGUUAUUCUGUGCUUCACUCAAUUUUGGGGACCUCAUGGGAGUCGUCCAUUUGGGUUCAUAGGCUCCUUGGAUACGGAGCGUUGCUUGGUAUCGUUGGUCACGCGAUAGGUUGGUACGUGCGCUGCUUUGAACUGGGUGUCUUUCCACAAGGGAUUUUUUCCAUUCCAGCAGUUGAUCCUCCCGGUAACAGAGAUGACUACACAAUUCCACUUAUCACCCUUACGACACUUUUUUCCCUUGUUUCGACAAUCAUUUUUGCAUUGGAGCCCCUUCGUCGCCGCUUCUACGAGCUCUUCUACUACGCACACAUCGUCACGUUCUACAUGUUGGUACCGGUUGUGUUGUGGCAUGCGGCCUCAGCAUGGGAAUACUUCCUCCCCGGGUUGACUAUUUGGUUCCUAGACUGGCUUCUGAGGAUAUAUCGCCGUGGAUCGACAGUGGACCUCGUGUCGGCUACUGCGUCCGGCUCCUUUGUGGAGAUUCGUUUCCGACAUGGGUCGCUGGGGGCAUUACCUGGGCAGUUUGUGUUUGUAAACGUUCCCGACAUAUCGCUGCUACAGUGGCAUCCCUUCAGUAUAAUGUGUGAACACGAAGGCUAUUAUUUACUCUAUAUCAAAUCAAUGGGUGAGGGCACGUGGACAGAAAAGCUGGGUAAGUUGGUGUGUAGACGCGGAUUGAAGUUUAAACUGUAUGUUGAAGGCCCAUGUGGCCGUGCACUAGAUAUCAACGAACAUCAAAACAUUUUGUUUGUCGCAGGAGGCAUCGGUAUAACUCCAUGCGCGUCCGUAUAUAGUCAUAUCUGCGAUCGCAUGGCUCUGGGGUUGAGGAGUCCGACUCCCAUGCUUCUGUGGAGCGUGCGUGACAGGGAACUUUUGUUGUUAAUGUCGCAGCUUUGGCAGGGAGGCGACUUGUCCGCUGUUUCGACCUCGUCUACAAUCGAGGAGGCUCCCAGUGACCGAAUUCAGGUGUUUUUCACCGGCGGUUGUAAUGUGGAAGAUGGAGAAUAUACAUGUGUGGUGAAUGAACGGAUGGAUAUUUUUGACAGGAUACCGCAGGUAAUUGCCGGCAAAGAUCCCAGAACCGUGCUCUUAUUUGCCUGCGGUUCCCCCGUCCUCGUGGAGUUGGCAAGAAGUGUUGCCCAUUCCCUUGGGGUUGACUUUCACCAGGAAACAUUUUUAUUAUAA
Messenger RNA from Trypanosoma brucei brucei TREU927, 2340 nucleotides. RefSeq names its product ferric reductase, putative. The record is from RefSeq and is a predicted model, not a curated record. The coding region runs from base 1 to 2340 and encodes 779 amino acids. Lineage: Eukaryota; Euglenozoa; Kinetoplastea; Trypanosomatida; Trypanosomatidae. The transcript has a single exon. Gene Ontology annotation, cellular component: plasma membrane. Gene Ontology annotation, molecular function: oxidoreductase activity.